Phyllostomus hastatus (greater spear-nosed bat) is the source of this 1635-nucleotide messenger RNA. It is a transcript of the gene GAS8, whose product is annotated as growth arrest specific 8. Gene Ontology annotation, biological process: flagellated sperm motility. Gene Ontology annotation, molecular function: small GTPase binding; microtubule binding. Lineage: Eukaryota; Metazoa; Chordata; Mammalia; Chiroptera; Phyllostomidae. Bases 177 to 1538 code for a protein of 453 amino acids. The transcript is spliced from 11 exons. Gene Ontology annotation, cellular component: Golgi apparatus; motile cilium; microtubule. The record is from RefSeq and is a predicted model, not a curated record.
AGAACAGGGGGCCACAGAGGCGGCCUCUCCAGGCAGGGCAGGUUACCUUCGUGGAGGGGAUACCUGCUGAUUUCAAAACUUUGGAGAUUUCUCACGUUUGUUUCCUUCUGAAGGCGCCCAAGAAGAAAGGGAAAGGCAGAGGUACCCCGAUUGUGGACGGGCUCGCUCCGGAGGACAUGAACAAGGAGCAGGUGGAGGGGCAUAUUGCCCGUAUCCGGGAGGAGCUAGACCGAGAGCGGGAGGAGCGCAACUAUUUCCAGCUGGAGCGGGACAAGAUCCACACCUUCUGGGAGAUCACUCGGAGGCAGCUGGAGGAGAAGAAGGCUGAGCUGCGGAACAAGGACCGGGAGAUGGAGGAGGCCGAGGAGAGGCACCAAGUGGAGAUCAAGGUCUACAAGCAGAAGGUGAAGCACCUGCUGUACGAGCACCAGAACAACCUGACGGAGAUGAAGGCGGAGGGCACCGUGGCCAUGAAGCUGGCCCAGAAGGAGCACCGCACGCAGGAGGGGGCGCUGCGCAAGGACAUGCGGGCGCUGAAGGUGGAGCUCAAGGAGCAGGAGCUGGCCAGCGAGGUGGUGGUGAAGAACCUGCGGCUGAAGCACACAGAGGAGAUCACCAGGAUGCGCAACGACUUCGAGAGGCAAGUGCGCGAGAUCGAGGCCAAGUACGACAAGAAGAUGAAGAUGCUCAGGGACGAGCUGGACCUGCGGAGGAAGACCGAGAUCCACGAGGUGGAGGAGAGGAAGAACGGCCAGAUCAGCACGCUGAUGCAGCGGCACGAGGAGGCCUUCACCGACAUGAAGAACUACUACAACGACAUCACCCUCAACAACCUGGCCCUCAUCACCUCCCUCAAGGAGCAGAUGGAGGACAUGCGGAAGAAGGAGGAGCACCUGGAGAAGGAGAUGCAGGAGGUGUCCUCACAGAACCGGCGCCUGGCGGAGCCGCUGACCAAGGCUCGGGAGGAGAUGAACGAGAUGCGGAGGAAGCUGGGCGACCACAAGCGGGACAAGCAGAUCCUGGUGUGCACAAAGGCCCGCCUGAAAGUCACUGAGAAGGACCUCAAGAGCCUGCAGUGGGAGCACGAGGUGCUGGAGCAACGGUUUGUCCAGGUGCAGCGGGAGCGGGACGAGCUCUACGGGAAGUUCACUGCGGCCAUCCUGGACGUGCAGCAGAAGACGGGCCUCCGGAACCUGGUCCUGGAGCGCAAGCUGCAGGCCCUCAGCGCGGCCGUGGAGAAGAAGGAGCUUCAGCUCAACGAGGUGCUGGCCACCUCCAACUUGGACCCCGCGGCCCUGACCCUGGUGUCCCGCAAGCUGGAGGACGUCCUGGAGUCGAAGAACAGCACCAUCAAGGACCUGCAGUACGAGCUGGCCCGAGUCUGCAAGGCCCACAACGACCUGCUGCGCACCUACGAGGCGAAGCUCCAGGCCUUCGGGGUCCCCCUGGACAACGUGGGCUUCCGGCCCCUGGAAGCAGCUGUGAUGGGGCAGAGCCUGGGCCAGGGCCCCGCGGGACUUGUGGCCACCCCAACGUAGCCCCACCCAGGACCCCUCCCUGCACGGCACCCCCUUUUACACAGGUGUGUGUGGGUUCGUCGGGUCAGCAAAUGAAGGCUUCUCGCGUUCGCCGCGU